UGUGUGUGUUUGUGUGUUAAGAGAGGGGAGGGAAUAUGAUAAGAGUACAUGCAUAAUACACUAAAGCAGUAUUUACUUACACGAUUGUUUCCUGUAUUACUAUUUUAUAAUACAGGAUCCAGAUAUCGGGAGACAGGUUGCGUAUAACAAGAUGUUCGUAUUAGGUCUAGCGCAAGCGCUUCGACUCAGAUUCUUGGCUCCUGCAUUCAGCAUUUUGGCACCUUUUGUUGUCCGUCCGAGUCACACACACAACGGGUUCAUGCCCGGAUGGUCAAAUCCCAAAGACUGGAUCCGGUAUGUUUACUCAUGUUUUCAGAAGGUUACCGGUCCACAUAUACGCUCGCAAGCGAUGAGAUUGCCGUGAGAGAGAAGAGAAGAGAAGAGAAGAGUUACCAGUCCGCACAGCAGUGAGGUGUGCGGCCGAGAGAGAGAGAUAAAGAUGACAAGUAAUGAAAGCUUCUAUUUG
Messenger RNA from Aaosphaeria arxii CBS 175.79, 466 nucleotides. RefSeq lists its product as uncharacterized. Bases 152 to 364 code for a protein of 70 amino acids. The transcript is spliced from 2 exons. NCBI's taxonomy places the organism in Eukaryota, Fungi, Ascomycota, Dothideomycetes, Pleosporales. The record is from RefSeq and is a predicted model, not a curated record.